This is a messenger RNA of Branchiostoma floridae (Florida lancelet), 3058 nucleotides long. RefSeq lists its product as uncharacterized. Gene Ontology annotation, molecular function: protein binding. The record is from RefSeq and is a predicted model, not a curated record. Bases 1955 to 3058 code for a protein of 367 amino acids. The transcript has 10 exons. Lineage: Eukaryota; Metazoa; Chordata; Leptocardii; Amphioxiformes; Branchiostomatidae.
UUUUAGAUUACAGAUGUCAAAUAUUUUAGGUCAUAGCAUAGAUUGCAGCUACGUCGUGAUAAUGGACAAAGUUAAAUAGUUCAUAUACAAUCGUGUACAACAUUUAUCAAAGCAAAAAUAAGAUAUAUUACAACUGUUAAAUCGUUGUCUCACACACUCGCGCACGCGCGCACGAAAAAGGAUUGGCUGUUUCACUGCAGUAAAAUAUCCUAUGGGGGGGGGGGGGCUAUAUUGUAACGAUUGCUUCGUGUAAGCGACACCUACCACUACGGUAUAUGAUUUUUGAAAACAUCUGCUACGUCAUUCAUACUAAGCAGGUCAGCAGGUUUAACCAAAACAUCAUAAAAUAAAAUGCAGAUAAGGUAAAAAAAUGCAUAGUCGAUAUAUAAUAUUUAGAUUCAUUAACGGUUCUCCAAAGCAUGCUGUUUGCACACCACCAUAUACAAACACAGACACACACACACAAACACAGACACACACACAAACACACACACAUACUAACUCAGCACCUUAAACAAAAGGAACGGUAUCUUAGUAAACACAUGUCAUUUGUAAUUUUGUUCGUACGUCGUACAUGUUGCAACCAGCACGAUCGGAUGAUGAUACAGGCAUGUACAAAUACUACACGACAUUCUGUGAAGGAUAUGGCGGAUGGGACUGCACGUGUGAUCAGGGCUCGGGAUGCUACGUCCCUAAAGAUAUUUGCGAUGCCCGGCAGCAAUGUCAGUCCCUUGCCGGGAAUGACUGUCAUGAUGACGAACAGUUUUGCGGUAUUGUUUCCAUUUCCAUGACUUGGUUUUGUACGUGUUAGAAUACUUCUUAAGGUGCAGAACAGACAAUACAAAGGGACUAAUGUUUUAAAAGGAAAGCAUUGCUCUCGUAUUUUGCUUGUCGAUGUCUCACAUCACGUUUAACAUGCGCGAGCCGCAUGUUUUCUAUAAUCUCUACCAGGCAUUUAGACUGACAUAAACUAUUAUUAAAUGAGUUACUUUAUUACAAUAUGAAAUCAUAGGUAUACACACUGAAAGCAGAAUUCUAACAUGGGUACUACAGACAUUUUAAUUCAAUUUUUUUUAUAAUAACCCCCCCCCCCACCAAAUGUAUUUGGCAGAUUGUGUAGAUAUCUUUGUGUGUUUUAUGUCAAAGUAUAGCAAACGUUUCUGUCGUGCGAAAAUGCACAUUCACAGAAGACUUUUGUCAUACUGUCGAUGGCUUCGACUGUGGUUGGCCAUGGAACCAGUGCAUCUCCAAACACCUUGUAUGUGAUAUGCAUCCUGACUGUGAAUACAUGGAUAAUGCAACUUUAACUUUUUACGGUCCUGCUGACGAACAGAACUGUGGUGAGUUUUAUGCCUCUGCAUCUUUUCAAGACUCCCAAUACAGAGGUUUAAUGCGAUUUUUUUCUGAUUUCUGUUAAAAGAUGCGUGUCCAAAAAGAAAGAUAAGGCAUUUGUAGGCUAUAGAAAUUGAAGUAUAUUAGCAAAGGGCUACAUUCACUAUUUUCAUGUGCCAGUUGCAUUUUAUUUCUUGGACAGCUUGACCUUAAACUAUUUUAUCUUAUUAUGGUCUGACAAUAACCGUGAUGUGUCCGACGGUUUCAAGUAAGGAAAUAAAAAAGAAAACUCAUUCUAAUUUCAAUUACAGGAACUUGUGACGGGUAUUGGCACGCUCUGGAAGAAUAUAAAGAAAGAAGAAAGGAAAAGGAAAUCUCGGUAUCAGAUAAAAGCUACAAUCACAUCUGUAGCUUAGGAAAAUGUGGAGCUACAUUCCACCUAUGUGACGAUCGCGACUUUUGUGGUAACUGGGAGGACGAGCAAGACUGUGAAGUCUUCGAUUGCCUUCAUGAUGAAAGAAAAUGCGAAGCAACAAAGAAAUGCCCGUCUGACCCCUCCUGCAACGGAGUACCAGGAUGUUUGGAUUCUACCGACGAAAAUGAUUGCAGUAUUACAACCUGCAUGGAUACAGCGGUACGCCUAGGUGUUUCUGACCAACACAAGGAAAUCGAAGUCACUCAAAACUGCGACGGGAAAGAAGACUGCAGGACAGGAGUUGAUGAGAAUCCACGAAGAUGUGCCAUGUAUGCAGACCGACUGCCAUGCCUCAAAUCUAACCGGUUUGUUUCGGAAAACUCAUUCUGUGACGGUUUUCCUGACUGCUAUGAUGCUUCAGAUGAGGACGCCUGCAUUGGCAUUAAAGCUUGUUUGCUACCUAUAUCUUUGCUGGUUGAUGGUUAUACAUUUGAGGAAGGCAUCGGAGCAAGCCAUUCACACCACGAAAUCCGAGGGCUGUCCAUGGUGGAAUGGGUGGUUGACAGUGUGGAGGACUGGCUGCAAAUCACCCUCGAAAAUCCUGUACAGCUGUCCGCAAUAGUCAUUUCUGGUUCAAGGUCAUACCAUCCUCCCUCAUUUACGCUAAGAUACGGGCAUAGGGCUGACUGUUUAGCAACGUACAUGGAGAGGGAGGAAGUCAAGGUAUUCACAACAUCUGAGGUGCGUGCACACUCACAUAAGCAUUACCUGGCUAUAGCAGUGCACACCACAGUCGUGAAACUUACCCUGCAGCCUCCACUGGACAUGACUGUUUUGGACGUCGGCCUAUUGGGUUGCCCCAUCAAAGAGCAACGCUUGAAUGAAAAAUCCUGUGGAAAAGGUUGGACGAUGUUUCAAGAGAGUUGUUACCAGAUGUUUACUUCUCCGCUUGUGUGGUGGGCUGCGGAGAGGUACUGCCAAGCUCUCGGUGGUCAUCUGGCUUCCGUCAACACACCACAGGAGAAUAAAUUCCUCCGCAGUAACAUUGGAAAUGGAUGGAUAGGAAUGAAGCUUGACGCAGUCGUCAUGAAGAAACAACGGGAGAAAAUUAACAACUUUACUUGGAGCAAUGGAAGUCCUACAGGGAACGCCUUCAAGAAGCAGGACAUUGAACUCGAUGCUUUCCAGGAAUACCUUCGGAGACUCAAUGAUCCUUUUUGUGCCAGUCUAGAACUUCAUGGUUUGUGGAGCCUCCAGCCCUGUAGCCUGAUUGAAAGAGAACUUAUUUGCGAGAAAGCAAUCAUGGAAUAG